UUUCCCCUCAGAUUCCAUUUACCUUCAAAAGUUUCAUUUACAUUCUCUCAGCUCAAAAACAUUUUUUCUUCCAAUACUUAAAGAAAAAAACAGAGCUUUCUUCUCUUUUAUUGUUACUUUUAGCUCAGCAUUACAGCUUUAAUAAACAAAAUGGGGAGACAUUCUGGCUGUUACAAACAAAAGCUGAGAAAAGGGCUUUGGUCUCCCGAUGAAGACGAGAAGCUUCUCAACCACAUCACCCAUCACGGUCAUGGCUGCUGGAGCUCUGUUCCUAAACAUGCCGGUUUGCAGAGAUGUGGUAAAAGUUGCAGAUUGAGAUGGAUCAAUUACUUGAGACCUGAUUUAAAGAGAGGAGCUUUCUCCCAAGACGAAGAGAAUCUCAUCGUCGAGCUACAUGCAGUCCUUGGAAACAGAUGGUCACAGAUUGCUGCUAAACUUCCGGGAAGAACCGACAACGAGAUCAAGAAUCUAUGGAACUCGAAUAUAAAGAAGAAGCUGAAACAAAGAGGCAUUGAUCCAAACACACACAAACCCAUCUCCGAAGUUGACAGAGAGAAGCCAACAACAAGCAGCAACGACCACAUGUCUCUUAGUUCCUCCUCUGCGACUAACCAAGACUUCUUCCACGUAAGGCCAUCUGAUUUCUCCGACUACUUCAACUCCAACCUCGGACUUUCCGUUGAUUCUUCCCUCUGCUCCAUGUUUCCGGUGCAGUUUAGCACCGGAAACAUGGUUGGUUCUGUGUUUCAGACACACUCGUGUGUUAAGCCUUCGAUUAGUCUUCCUCCGGACAACAGUUCGAGUACUGAUCAGGCAGCACCUAACUGGGAGUUUCAGACAAACAACACUUCGAGUUUCACCGACAACGGCGGUUUCACAUGGUCAGUCUCAAAUCUUUAUCCUUCUCUAGUCAGACCUAAUCAUAACUUCGAGGAUUUGAAAUGGUCAGAGUAUGUGAACACACCGAUCUCUCUACCGGUCUUCGUCAAAUCAGAGGCAGAUUACUUAGCCAAUGUUUCGAGCUUGGCAGAUCCUUGGAGCCAAAGCCAGAACGAGAGUUUGAACACACCUGAAGCUAGUGACGUGUUCUGCAAGGACCUUCAGCCAAUGGCCGUCUCUUUUGGUCAGUCCCUUUAGGUUUUAUUUUUCUUAACUCUUUAACAGAUGUAAUAAAGCGAAAACAUAUACAAUACAUACGUACAUAUAGUGGAUUUAAGUGUCUUUAUUUCUAUUUUAAAUGUG
This is a messenger RNA of Brassica oleracea var. oleracea, 1242 nucleotides long. RefSeq names its product transcription factor MYB86-like. Gene Ontology annotation, biological process: regulation of stomatal movement. The coding region runs from base 151 to 1137 and encodes 328 amino acids. NCBI's taxonomy places the organism in Eukaryota, Viridiplantae, Streptophyta, Magnoliopsida, Brassicales, Brassicaceae. The transcript is spliced from 3 exons. The record is from RefSeq and is a predicted model, not a curated record.